Molecule: messenger RNA, 762 nt
Organism: Ostertagia ostertagi
Lineage: Eukaryota; Metazoa; Nematoda; Chromadorea; Rhabditida; Trichostrongylidae
Source: the annotation of a GenBank genome assembly
ACCAACUAUGUUCAGAGAUGGAGCUGUGGGUUGGAGAGGCUGGCUAGAGAAGCUGUGCAAGGCUGCCCUAGUAAAAUACCAGAGAAUCCAUUGUAUGCAAGCAAUGUACUAUUCUUAUCAAACGAACAAAGGAAAUUAUAUGAUGAACUGGAGCUCGAAAGUCCUCUCAAAAUGCGGUUCGACGAUUUCGCUAGCGGACGCUCUAGAUACCAAUGGGGCAACAUGGUAUUGAACUUCCAGGGCCCCGAAGGAUUGAGGUCGCUUGCAAAUAUUUAUCGUGCGGUAACACUUUCCGUCGGUUGCUCUCAGCAGACUUGCAACGACAAAGCCACCGCCGUGUGUUUCUUUAGCAAACCUGAGCUCAAGAUGGGUCAGUUGAUAUACAAAGCAGGUACGCCUUGUGCAACAGAUAAAGAUUGCACGACGUCACGUGCAAUGAAACAUUAUGCCAAGUUCCAAGUUUCGAAACUGUUCCUGCAGAUCAAAUAUGGCUCUGGGAAAAUGAAAAAAUUCAAUGGCAAGUUCUUCAAAAAGGCCGCCGACAUGGAGAAGAUGGAGUAUGACUGCGACCUGGAAGCUGACGCAAUGAUCUACGCUGAAACAUGUACACUUGUGCCGUCCUAUCCUGGCACUAGGAAGGGUCAGGGAGAGAACGUAGCUGUGGUGGAGCCUCAGAGUGCGGAAAGUUUCGACAAAGCUGCUCAAUGGGCCAUGCGAUCGUGGUUCAGACCGAUUAGGGAAGGACGGUACCAUUGGAGUUAG